AAAUACACCGAAGAAUUUCGGUAUAUAAGGGGGAAAUUGGGUAAGUUGGUGUGUCAAACAUUUUCGGGUUGUUUCGUUGGUGCGGUGUCUAAAGAUGAGAACUUUAUUGAUUACAGCUUUGUGCGUGGGCAUAGCUUCAGCUAAGCCCCAGUACAACUAUCCAGCCCCCGUCCCGUCCAUUCCUAGUGGAAGCUAUGGAACUCCAGGUGGAGGUACUGGAUUCGGUUCUGGUGGCGGUGGAGGAUCAGUAAAAUUCUUGUAUAAUCCCUUAGGUUUUGGAGGUGGCUUAGGUGGAGGCGGUUUAGGCGGAGGUGGUUUAGGUGGAGGCUCCGGAGGCGGUGCCGGUUUCGGAGGCGGUUCCUCGGGAGGCAUCGCGAUCGGAGGAGGAGGCGGAGGCACUUUGGUCCAAAAACAUAUCUACGUACACGUGGCACCUCCAGAACCGGAAGAACAAAGACCGCAACGAGUCAUCGGAGGCGGCCAGUCCACCAAACAUUACAAGAUUAUCUUCAUUAAGGCGCCAUCUUAUCAACCUACUCAGCAACAAAUUCUACAAGCUCAAGCCCAAAAUGAGGAAAAGACCCUCGUAUACGUUUUGGUGAAGAAACCGGAUGAUGUGGCCGAUAUCACUCUGCCUACCGCUGCUCCAACUGCUCCCAGUAAACCGGAAGUUUACUUUAUCAGAUAUAAGGCGAAGAGUGAAGCUGUUGGAGGCGGAAGUGGAGCUGGAAUUGGAGGAGGUCUUGGAAUCGGAGGAGGUAGUGGAAGUGGUGUUGGUGUGGGAGGAGGCUUGGGUAGUGGAGGUUCUUUAUCUCUAAGUUCCUCAGGUUCCUCCUCGUCUGUUUCUGGUGGCGGAAGGCCAUCUUCGAACUACGGACCUCCCGGACAGAGUGGGCCGUAUUAAGUAACAAUAUUAAAAUAAAAAUAAAUAAAUCUCGUUAUUCUUUUGUUUUGUUUAAUGAAAAUUUAUCGUUUAAGACAGUCAGUCAGUCAGUCAGUCGUUGAGAUGUUGUGUAAAUAUUUUUGAGACUCGUGUGAUAUAUAUUAUAUGUUAUAAGAAAAUCAUACUGUACAAAUAAUUUUUUUUUUUUAUAUUAUAUAAAUAGGAUUAAGUUUGUAAUCUUAUGUUAACACGUAAUAAUUUGCAAAAAAAGACGGUGACAAAUAAAUUAUUAUAUUUUUUAAUAUAA
Anthonomus grandis grandis is the source of this 1190-nucleotide messenger RNA. RefSeq lists its product as uncharacterized. The transcript is spliced from 5 exons. Lineage: Eukaryota; Metazoa; Arthropoda; Insecta; Coleoptera; Curculionidae. The record is from RefSeq and is a predicted model, not a curated record. The coding region runs from base 95 to 904 and encodes 269 amino acids.